GGAGCCUCAGGUAGAUGAUGUGGGAUGAGGGGAACAGGGGAAGAUGAAUACGCCACUACUGACCCCCGCUGUGCCCACAGGAACAAAGCUUCACCUUUGACAGAGUGCUGGGCCCGGGCGCUGCUCAGGAAGCAGAGCAGGAGCUAUUGACACAAGUCCAACCCAUGCUGGCCUCUGUGGGACAAGGGUACAAUACAACCCUCCUGCUCCAGGGCCAGGAAACAGAGGCACCCAGGUUUGUGCCACAGGUCCUGCAGAUGCUGUUUGAAGAAGCUCUGCCUCUCUGCAGCUCUGGCCCUGUGCUUUGCACUCUCAGUCUGGUGCAGAUUAACCGUAUUGGACAGGCUCGGGACCUGCUUUCCCCAUGUGUGGAGGACCUGCCAGUACUGGAUGUGGCCCCUCUGGGCUUGGUGGUGAAAGAUGCCAGUGAAGUGGAAGUGUCUGAUGCCCGAGCUGCCUCUGAGCUGUACCUAAAGGCUGCUGUGGGUGAAGGCAGAGACUGCCCCCUGCUGCGAGUAUUGGCUGGUGCAGCUGCUGGUGAGGAGGUGGAGGGCUCUCUGCCUUGGAUCAUCUCCUGGCUCCUGGAAGCAAACAGCUACAGAGGUGUACUUCUUCGUCUGGACCCCCGAGGUAGCUCCCUGAGUUUGCUCCAGAAUGCUUUGUUGGGGGCCUCAAGAAAGAGGAUGCAGGUGAAUGAUGUGAAGCCCACCCUAUGGAGUGCAGUAGAGGAGAUGGGGGCCCGCAGGGCCACUCUGAAGAUGCUGCGCUUAGGCCUUCUUGGAGACACCUUGACAUACAGUGGGUUGAACCAACUAGGAAGGGCACUCUGGGAACUACAGGUUGUAAAAGCCUGGGGCCCAAGAAGCCACACCCACAAAGGGACAAGGGAUGAGACUGUGAGGCUCCUUGAACCCCAGGUUAAAGGCGAGCCACUGAACUACUGUAAGCAGGGAAGGCACUCUGCUCAUUUGUCAGAGGCAGGAAGAAGAGGAUUUCUAGGGUCUGGGCUCCGCCUAAAGCAUCCCCUUGGGCACUGUGAGGAACAGGCCCAUCAGGCCCCAGAUGUGGCCCUGCAGUUCUCUCUGGCCCAGGCCCGGAGGCAGAGGCUUCGAGAGGAACACCAGAUUAGGAUCCAGGAAGAGCUGAAACAUUUGGAACACUGGAAGGAAGUGGCCACAUGUGAACAGAUCAAAGGCACCGUGGCAGAAGAGGCUUGCAUGGGGAGAGAGAGUCAACGUAAGGAGCAGGCAGUGCUAAAACUUCAGGUGGACACCCUGCAGGCAGAACGGGACGUGGCAGAGCAAGAUCUGGUGGUCCUAUAUGACUUGUAUGUACAGGCCACCCGUGCUCGGACGUGCCACUUGCUGCAGGUAUUCCAAGCAUGGCAGAGGAUGUGGGAGGAGAAAGCCAUGGCCACAGAGCAUCACUACCGCAGUCUGCUGGCUGGCAUCCUCCAAGGCUCCAUUGAUCUGGCCUUGAAGAAUCAACAACUCCAGUCCCAAAACCAGCAGCUUGAGCAGAGUGCAGACAGGGCCAGCCAUGCUGGAGUCCUGCCUGGAGAGACAUCUGAUCCAGAACACUCCGGGGCUACCUUCCUUUGUCCUCAUUCAUGAAGGCCCAGAAGGGAGAGGAAGGUGGGGCAUACCGACCAAGAUGGCUUUCAUUACAGAAACCUACCAAUACCACCACUAACCCUGUCUCCUUUUACCAAUCUCUGCUAAGUGCCCAAUACCUAGAUGGUUUUUUCAGCUCUCCUGUGUUUGUGCCAUUUGACCCUCAUUCAGAGAAAACCUGUCCUAGUAACUGCCCAAGGACAGUCAGCUAAGUAGCUGAAGGACCAUUCUCUUCCUCCUGGGCUGGGGAUAGAAUCCAAGGCCUCUACACACCAAGCAUCUUCUCUACCUUUGAACUACAGCUCAAACUCUGUCACCUUUUCUCUUUUGAGACCUGAUCUCAUAUAGCCCAGGCUGACCUGGAACUUGCUUUAAACUAACAAUGAAUGAUCUUCACUUACUG
Molecule: messenger RNA, 2016 nt
Organism: Mus musculus (house mouse)
Lineage: Eukaryota; Metazoa; Chordata; Mammalia; Rodentia; Muridae
Product: Riken cDNA E230025N22 gene
Exons: 13
Coding region: 165-1613 (482 amino acids)
Source: RefSeq, marked validated